AUGAAGAUGGACACGAGUGGAACCAACCACGUUGACUCUCGCUCCCAACCAGUGCAGCGGCCAGUAUUCGAGGCGCGAAGCGUCGUUAAUUCUCGGGCAUUAGACAAGGGACGCGCAAGAAGCCAACGAAGAAAGCAACGGGGCAACAGACAUCGAACUCAGGAGCAACAAUGUGGGAGAAAUCAGGAGCCAGAGCAGCCAAACAAGAAAAGGCUCAAGACGAAAAAUGACCCGAAUGGGACUAGACGUCACAGAAACCUGAAAAACCUUAUGAUGAUCGAGCGCUUAGAGACCAAUAUAGGGCGAAUGGAGGCUCGCUUACAGGGUUUGGGUUUCGACCUAUGCAAUGAGGAAACGACACAAGCCUCGCCGCAGCAAUUGGUGUCCAACAGUCUACAUUCAACGCCAUCACCAUACGCCUCCGAUCCUGGGAACUUUCUGGACCAAGCAUCCUUCAGGGGUGAACCACAUCCCCAAGGCAUCUGCGGAAAUUUGGAAGAAUCACACGCUGCCGCAAUUCCAGAGCUAGCACAGGAAGGGGAUGUGUUAGUUACUCAUGAAGUCAAGGAAGACCUGUUUCCUGAUUUUGGAUGUCUCGUGCUUCCGAGAUGCAUACUAGACACGCCAGCUGCUAGAAGCCUCCCGGCUUUAUCACACGAAGGUCUGGAGUGGGUGAGUCAACAAUCUGGCGUAACUCCCGGAUUAUUCCCCGGUAGGCAUAUCAAUACUAUGUCAUUCGGGCCGUUAGGGCCAUUAGGGUCAUUAUGUGACGACUUUCCAAGAAAAACCUUUUGUCCACUGCCGUCCAGAGGAGAGGCCUCGUCGCUGUUGCAUGAGUAUCUACAGAAUUUCAACAGCAUGUGCCCUCUGUUCGAGCAGGCCAAGCUUGUCUCUCUCUUCAACCAAGACAAUCUAGAAGCUUCUCUUCGCAGUCCUGCGUUGUGGGCUAGUGCCAAUGUUGUGUUUGCCCUAGGAAUCACAUUUCGCAUCAAUGAUGGGGUUGUUUUGCAAUCAGAGUACCAAAGAAGUUGGCUUUUCAUCAAAAAUGCCUUCGGUACCUUCCAUCAUCUUUGUCUGGGUCAGCCAGAUAUGUGGUCCAUCCAGGCACUCUUAGGAAUGUCGGUUUUCUUUUUAGGAACGAUGUCUGCCGAGCCUUGCUGUUUUCUUGUCACCGCCGCGAUACGCAUGAUUCAUCAAAUUGGGUUGGGAAAGGGAGAGGAAAGUGUUACGCUCGACUCAGAGUAUAAAGAUCAUCGAAGAAUUAUAUUUUGGAUCGCGUACUGCCUUGAUAGAGAGGUUUCUCUCCGGUUCGGGAGACCUCCCACGCAAAGCGAUGAUGAUAUGAGUAUUGACCUACCUACCGAUACACCAAUAGGCAAUGCUAGUAUAAUACCGUCAAUGUAUCAGCGUGUCGAAUUUGAUGCGUUCAGAGCACAUUGCCAACUUGCAACCAUCAAAGGCCAAGUCUACAAAGAUCUAUAUUCGGCCGCAGCAAAGAAUAGAUCGCUGUCUGAGUUAAUUACUUCCGUCGGAGCGUUGGAUCAAAUGCUCGAGAACUGGAAGGAGGAACUACCAUCGAAAUACCAGCCAGAAUCACAGCGAUUACAAUCCAUAUCGAUGACCCUUCUCUAUCUCCAUUGCUCCUAUUUUAAUUGCAUUAUCGCAAUGCACAGAUUGAUUGCAAGCCGAGGAAUUCGUACCGGUGAUGAUCUGGUCAGAAAAUACCAAAAUUUUAGUUUUUCAGCUUCUCUUUCCGGCUCUCGAAGAGUAUUUUCGUCUGAAUCUCUCUGCACCAAUGCCGCACGUGCCUCUAUCAGGCUGAUGAAAUAUAUACCAGAGGGACAUAUAUCCGCUGUCGGAAUCCUCAUCCAUUAUCCCAUUGUUGCUUUGUCAACUCUUUCUUCCAGUAUUAUCCAGAAUCCUGUUGAUGCCUCGCGAUUAUCUGACAUGGGGCUCAUCGACCAGGUAGAGACGCUCUUGUCUUCGCUCGUUGCAAGUAUUCCGAAUCAAGCCAUCGCACAGCUGAAGACAUAUUGUGCAAACUAUCGCGCUGCUGCAAAAGCUGCAAUUCAAAAGACCAUGCAAUUCUGUGCCAAUAAGGAUCCUAUAAAUUAA
Aspergillus puulaauensis is the source of this 2115-nucleotide messenger RNA. Its product is annotated as fungal specific transcription factor domain-containing protein. Gene Ontology annotation, biological process: DNA-templated transcription. The coding region runs from base 1 to 2115 and encodes 704 amino acids. Lineage: Eukaryota; Fungi; Ascomycota; Eurotiomycetes; Eurotiales; Aspergillaceae. Gene Ontology annotation, molecular function: DNA binding; zinc ion binding. The record is from RefSeq and is a predicted model, not a curated record. The transcript is spliced from 7 exons.